UGAAUGAGAUGAAACAAAAACAUGCUCAGGCUGUAAAUGAACUUAGUCAACAGCUAGAGCAAACCAAAUGGGCCAAGGCCAGUCUGGAGAAGGCGAAACAGGCCUUAGAGAAGGAGGUUGUAGACUUGAAUGGAGACCUUCGCUCGCUGGGUAAUGCCAAGCAGGAUGUGGAACAGAAGAAGAAGAAGGUGGAGACCCAGCUUACUGACCUUCAGACUUGCUUCAAUGAGAGUGAAAAGAAGAGCUUGGCGAUGCAGUGUCUAAACUGACAGU
Messenger RNA from Sinocyclocheilus grahami, 273 nucleotides. RefSeq names its product myosin-11-like. The transcript is spliced from 2 exons. NCBI's taxonomy places the organism in Eukaryota, Metazoa, Chordata, Actinopteri, Cypriniformes, Cyprinidae. The record is from RefSeq and is a predicted model, not a curated record. Gene Ontology annotation, cellular component: myosin complex. The coding region runs from base 9 to 269 and encodes 86 amino acids.